Hydra vulgaris (swiftwater hydra) is the source of this 714-nucleotide messenger RNA. RefSeq lists its product as uncharacterized. NCBI's taxonomy places the organism in Eukaryota, Metazoa, Cnidaria, Hydrozoa, Anthoathecata, Hydridae. The record is from RefSeq and is a predicted model, not a curated record.
AUGGUGAUUCAAUCUAUAAGUCAAGAAUCUACCAAAGUGUUGUCUGAAAUAGCAACCUGCAAGAAUAUUUUGGAUUUUCUGGAUAUAAAUGAUGGCAUUAUUUCUCUCAAAUAUCCUGAUUUUGUGUUAACCAAUAGCCAUUUUCUACAAAUUUGCAAAGACAAAAAUAAAUAUAACAUAACAUUAGAAAAUCUUUCAUUAUUUUUUACAACCUACUGUAAGUAUAAUAUCUCUAGAGUGAUGCUUAUAAGGAUCUUAAAAAAGUUAAAAGGUUACAUUGUAAAAUUAAAUCGAGCCAAAAAUUUGGACUUUAAAAAACAUUUUUUAAGCUCUGCUUUAUCUUUUAAUGGUGCUUUUUCUGAUGUUGUUGGUUUGUUACCUUCUGAUGCUUGUUCUACCCCUACUUCUAUCUACAAUAGUGAAAUUGUUCCAAAUCAAGUUACUGUUUUUGUAUCUUCUGAAUUAAAUUUGCAAAUUACUAAUGAUGAAUUGUCGUGUCCUGUUACCCCAACUUCUAUUAUAUACAUCCCUUUAGAAAAAAGGUCUAAAAAAUUUUUUACUGAAACGUGUUUUAGUGAAGAGAAUCUUCCAGUUUCCAAUUUAGAUAAAAAACUAUCUUUAUUUUCUGGUGAUUUGACCUAUCAAAUAAAAAAAUACAAACGGAGAAUUAAUCACCUUAAAUUGCAAAAUAGACAAGUUAAUAGAAGAUGUUAA